AUGUCCGUCCGGGACGACUUGGCGUCGUUUCAAUCCGCCUUUGACGCGGACGACGCGUGGAUUGACAUUGUCCCGUCGUUCGAUUCCACGUCGUCGGCGACCGCCACACUCCCCCGUUGGCAGUCAUCGUUACCGACGUUGGGCCCGUUCCGUGCGGGCAUCCCGACUCGCGUCCCGUAUUGGUGGGCGUCGGCCUUGCGCGCCCGAUCGUUGUGUCGCGUCACGCCACCGUCGUGGUGGAACGCGACACGCUUGGCCCGGAUCAUUCGGUACGAACAAACGCACGGUCCGUUGUGGCCCGACGCGACCCAACUGCCCCGGAAUUACUACGAACUGUCCCGACGAUUACCGACACUGCUGGGGAACAACAGUGGGGAAGAGGACGAUCCCAGUAUCCGACUACUGGUGGAAGAUCUGUACCAGAUCCGGGUCGACAAACUCCGACACCAGUUUCAGGAUUUGUUGGCCAACCGUGCGGGGGACGAUGUGGAUGAUGUGGUCCUGACCGUAACGGGGAUUGGGACACAAGAAUUGACCCUGUUGCGUGCGUUUGUGACGCAAGCCCUGAACGAUCGGACGACGCUGGGACGGGCCGUGUCGCACGCCGGUGCGGAACGACCGGCGGAGAAUCCGGAAGCGGCGGACGAGGACGACACCGCACCCGCCGCCGUUCGUGCGCGGUUUCCCGUACGGAGGUUUCGGCGGUGA
This is a messenger RNA of Phaeodactylum tricornutum CCAP 1055/1, 708 nucleotides long. RefSeq lists its product with no specific name. Gene Ontology annotation, biological process: double-strand break repair via break-induced replication; DNA replication. The transcript has a single exon. Gene Ontology annotation, cellular component: nucleus; GINS complex. The record is from RefSeq and is a predicted model, not a curated record. The coding region runs from base 1 to 708 and encodes 235 amino acids. Lineage: Eukaryota; Bacillariophyta; Bacillariophyceae; Surirellales; Neidiaceae.